Molecule: messenger RNA, 941 nt
Organism: Somion occarium
Lineage: Eukaryota; Fungi; Basidiomycota; Agaricomycetes; Polyporales; Cerrenaceae
Source: the annotation of a GenBank genome assembly
AUCGGCCAUGGCAAGAGUGUCCGACAUCUCCAGGAACCUUCAUCAGAAAUCCGUCUCUAUCUCCAGAAGUAUCACAGUACAUGAUCAGUCUGAAAUGGUGAAAGGCUCGAGCUGGCGAACAAGUCACAAGUGCUCGUGCAAUUGAUAGCACUGUCAUGAAGGCAUUAUACACUUACAACCUUUCAUAUCCAAAAGGAGACCUUGAACCCGUCAGUCAUCAAGAGCUUGAAGAUAACCCUGAGAACUGGGGUGGAUAUCGCAUCCGAGUCAUGCUUCAGACAUGCUAUGUCAUUGCCAUGCUUUGCCUACUCCGGUUUGAUGAAGCCCUUACAACCACAUGGGAUAUGGUACACUUUGAGAAGUGGGAGGGAGGUUUUCGAGUCCGAUUGGACCUUGUCAUGCGAAAGACUCAUCAGUAUGGUGGGAUUGCACCUUUUUACCUCUAUCCAAACCAUGAGAAACCAUGGAUGUGUCCCUGCCAAAUGCUCGCACUGUGGUGGAAAAUGAUGCGGGAUCUUGGAGUGGAUGUGCGAGAGAAAGGAACCUUUAUCUUCCGAAAGAAGAUUGGUAAGGAUCGCAUUUCGAGCAAGGCAGAAGAUGGCAUGUCCAGUGCUUCAUUUCUCACUUGCUUUCAUCACAACCUCUGUGACAUUGACAUUGAUCCCGCCAUGUACGGCACACACUCCUUCCGCCGUGGGGGCUGUCAGUACUUGGCUAUUGAGCUGCGUUGGCCGCUGCGCCAUAUAUGCACCUGGGGCAGAUGGGCCGAGAACUUUGAUAACCCCGGAACAAUCUUCAAGUAUCUCCUUUCAUGGGUCGACACACCUAUGCUCGACCGAUCCGACUACAUGAAUCCACUUAGGGCACCAGCAGCACAAUGCUCCACUUGCGGCCGUACCUGUUACUGUGCAUAGUCUGUACACUCAUCAAUAUAAUCAUUU